AUGGGCUCACUUAGCGCCGUCCCAGCCACUAAUGGCAACCAUGCUGCUUUGAACGGUAGCGCAUCUACCAAUGGCCAGCAUGUCAACGGAAGUACACAUGUCAAUGGCAAUCACUCGCUCAACGGCAGUGCCCAAGUUAAUGGACAUUCUGCAACAACAGCUAAUUUAGAGCCUAUUGCUGUUGUUGGCAUGAGUUGCCGUCUACCCGGUGAUGCGACAGACACCCAAAAGCUAUGGGAGCUGAUCACAAAGGGUCGCUCAGCGUGGUCAAAAGUACCAACAGAUCGAUGGAACCAAGAGGCCUUCCAUGAUCCCGCUGCUGAAGGCAAGCCUGGAAGAACGAGUACAGACGGUGGUCAUUUUUUGAAAGACGACAUCAAAGCAUUUGAUGCCUCCUUCUUCGGAGUAAACCCCAUUGAGGCAACAGCUAUGGACCCUCAGCAGAGACUGGUUCUCGAAAUUGCAUACGAGGCGUUUGAAAAUGCUGGUCUUACCCUCCAACAGCUGUCAGGGUCUAAUACCGGUGUCUAUGUCGGUCUGUGGGCCUCGGACUACCAGGAGAUGCUCCUCAGAGACAUUGACUUUCCACCCAUUUAUCAAGCCAGUGGUGUUGGGGCUGCUAUUGCCUCUAACCGUGUUUCCUACUGCUUCAACCUCCAUGGUCCUAGUCUUACCCUCGACACUGGAUGCUCAGCCAGUUUGGUUGCCCUUCAUCAAGCCGUCCACAGUCUCCGUGCUGGAGAGACAGACAAGUGCUUUGUGGCUGGUGUCAAUCUCCAGCUCGAUCCUCAACGAUAUGGCUAUCAAAACAAGCUGAGCAUGUUCUCCAAACAGGGCAAGUCUUUCACAUUUGACCACCGUGCCAAGGGAGCCAGUGGUUACGGCAGAGGUGAAGGGUGCUCUGGAGUUGUCCUCAUGCCUCUUUCCAAGGCCCAGAAGCAGGGCUUUCCUAUCAGGGCCGUUAUUCGAAACUCGGUAGCGAACCAGGAUGGAAAGACCAACGGUAUCACUGUUCCAAGUGCUGCAGCGCAGUCUGCUGCCAUUGAGAAAGCCUACGCUCAGGUUGGUCUGACACCGUAUGCGGACUAUGUCGAGGCUCACGGAACGGGUACCACUGUUGGUGAUCCCAUUGAGGCCAAGGCCAUCGCCAAGGUUCUCGGUGCUGGUCGACAGUCAGACUCACCACUUCCCAUCGGCUCUCUCAAGGCCAACAUUGGUCAUACUGAGAGUGCAGCUGGUCUCACUGGUCUCGUCAAGGCGGUGCUCAUGCUCGAAAACAACAUGAUUCCACCCCAAGUCAAUUACGAGAAGCCGAACCCAGAGAUUGACCUGGACGCUCUGAACCUCCGAAUCCCAAUAUCUCUUGAGAAUAAACCUCUCAAGAGAAUCUCGGUCAACAGUUUUGGUUAUGGUGGAACCAACGCCCAUGUCGUUGUGGACGCUGCAGACGCUAUCCCAAUAAAGCCAACAAACACUGAUUCUCAAGAGACUAAAGAUACACUAAGGGUUAGGGAACAACUAUUCGUUCUUAGUGCUGCCAGCGAAAAGUCCUCACAGGAUCUGGUAUUGAAUGUGGCCAAGUAUCUUGAGAGCAAGGCCGAUGCAGCUGAUACAGAUGCAUUGUUGAGCCGUCUCGCGUACACUCUGAGCAGAAGGACUGUCAUGGAGAACAGAAUCGGAGUUGUUGCCUCAGACUUGGCCGAUUUGGUUGAGCAAUUAACCAAACUGUCCAGCGAAGGCAUACCACGUGCCGACCGCCAGACAUCCCCUCGCAUUGGCUUCGUUUUCAGCGGCCAGGGUGCCCAGUAUCCUCGCAUGGGCCAGAGUCUGCUGGGAACAUGGCCUACUUUUACCUCCAGUAUGAAGCGAGCCGCUGAGUGCGUAAAGGCAUGUGGAAGCUCGUGGGACCUACUUGAGGAGCUGCUCAAGGAUGCCUCCGAAAGCCGAAUGGAAGACCCCUGUAUCGCACAGCCCAUGUCUACAGCGGUUCAAAUCUCUCUCGUAGACGCCCUCAAGGACCUUGGGGUCAUUCCGACUGCUGUAGUAGGACAUUCAAGCGGUGAGAUUGCUGCUGCUUACUGCGCAGAAGCCAUCUCAUUUGAGGAUGCUAUGACGGUAUCUUACCACCGUGGUCGUCUGACUAGCGAGUUGAGACUAGAGAACAAGGGCAAGGCCGGCUCGAUGAUUGCAGUCGGUGCAUCGGCCGCAACUGUCAAGCAGUCCAUCGACCAACUCGGUACCGCUGCUGCCAACAGGAUUACCAUUGCCUGUCACAACAGCCCUGCAAGCGUGACAGUGUCUGGCGAUGCAGAUGUCAUUGAAUCUUUGAAGCAGCGACUAGACGAGCAGGAUAUCUGGAACCGACUUCUUCGUACUGGAGGAGCAGCUUACCACUCACCCCAGAUGCUCCAGAUCGCUCAGAAGUAUCACGAGGCUAUCAAGGACGUAUCUGGUAGUGUACCUGCAUCCAACGUUGCCAUGGCUUCAUCUGUAACUGGCGAGGACCAGGGUGAUAAGCCGAUUACUCGCGACUAUUGGGUUCAUAACUUGGUCUCACCCGUCCGCUUCACCGACGCUUUAAAGAAGACUUGCGUCGGUGAAAAUGGCACACGAAAGGUCGAUUUACUUCUUGAGCUGGGAUCCCACUUCCAACUGGAGAGUCCCAUCAAGCAGACCUUGCGAACAUUCACUGGAGAGGCGGCAAAGGUUCAUUAUACUGGGUCUUUGAAGCGAGGCGAGGAUGCUCAGCUUAGCAUGUUGCAGAUGCUGCGCUCUCUCUAUCUCCAAAAGUCUCCCGUCGCCUUUUGGAAGGUCAAUGCUGGUUUCGGGGCUACCUUUCAACUCCUUACAGAUCUUCCACCUUAUCCGUUUGACCACUCCAAGACAUACUGGCAUGAGGGUCGGGUGUCCAGGGCAUACAAGCAUCGCCAGAACCUACCGCAUGAGCUCCUAGGUACUCUUGUCCACGACAACAAUCCGCAGGAACCCAGAUGGCGUUGCCUCCUCAACCUGAAGGAUGUCCCUUGGUUGAGCGGUCACAUAAUUCAAGGGCAAACAAUUUUCCCAGCCACAGCAUACCUAUCCAUGGUCUUCCAAGCAGCACGACAGGACAUGGCUGCGCGCAACCCCCAGGCAUCUAUCAACCGAUUCAUUCUCCGCAACGUCACCUUCUCACAGGCGCUUGUCAUGGAGAACAACAAGACCGACCUCGAGAUCAGCUUGUCCCUUCGACCUCAGGCAAUCUCGGCGAGGAAGUCAUCCCAGCAGUGGCAGGAGUUCCGUAUCUUCAGCACAUCCGCUGAUGAUGUUUGGAUCGAACAUGUCCGUGGUCUUGUUCAAGUUAUUCUCAAGUCAGAGGCCGUUCAGGAGGACAGCUUUGUGCCCACCAGGAUCACGCUGCCCCCUCAUGCCCAACACAUCCCAGCCAACCAGUUCUACCACAGAGCAAGGGACAUUGGGGUCAACUGGAGUGCGCCGUUUGACAACUUGAAUGAUAUCAAGAUCGCUGCUGGGUCUUGUAUCGCAGACUCGUCUUUUGUGGCUGGUCCCAGUGCCGGUGCUUGUGAGAAGGACUACGUUAUCCAUCCCGGUGUCAUGGACGCUAUCCUCUACCACGGCAUGAUGGGUGUUCUUAUUUUUGAUGAGAAUGAUAAGUCUCCUGUGGUACCGACUUUCAUCGAAAAGAUGAUUGUCGCAGAGCAAGACCAGGCCAAGCCCAUUGAAGAGGUGACAUGUCACGCUGCUCGAACUGAGAGUGCACUUACCUUUGACAUUGGCAUUUUUGAGAAGAACCACGAAGAUAACAUGGUUCUCCAAGCCUGGGGAGUUGUCGCGACCAAGUUGCCUGACGUAUCCAUCGGCGAAGGUCGCAAGCGAGACUUGUGCCACGUUCCAGAUUGGGCGACUUACUUGCCAAAGACUACUCAGGAGUACAUCGAUGGCCUGUGCAAGAAAUCGCUGGAUGACCGUUCAAUCAUCCCUGAGAUCAAGGCUUUGGAGGCCAUGACUGUGCACUACGUCAAGCAGGCCCUGGCUUCGACACCAGAAGACGAGGUAGCCGAAGGUUAUCAGCGCAACUGGUACAAUUGGAUGAAGACACUCGCCGACCAGGAACCCGACCCAGAGUAUCUCAAAGCAGGUGAGGAAGAUGAUAGCGUCUCUGCACAAGUCGCACGGCGUCUAGGACCACGCUUGGGCGACAUCCUCCGAGGCACCACUCAUUCCCUAUCUAUCCUGAAUGAGGACAGUAUGUUGAGCGGCCUCUACCUGGAAGGCGGUAACGUUCGCUGCAUCUCGCAGAUUGCCACGUACAUGGGCGAGCUUGGUCGUCUGAAUCCCAACAUGAAGAUCGUCGAGGUUGGUGCUGGUACUGGAUCAGCCACCUUGCCUGUCCUACAGGCUCUGCAGGCCCCCAACAGAGUGCUGGCAUCUCAGUACGAUUUCACCGAUAUCUCACCUGGUUUCUUCCCUGCUGCUCGCGAGCUUCUCGCCGACUAUGAAGGCGUUGUCCAGUACAAGAUCCUGAAUGCUGAAAAGACAGCCGAGGAGAACGGUUUUGAGCCCAACAGCUACGAUGUUCUCAUCGCCUCCAACGUUCUCCACGCUACUCCUUGCAUAGACGCCGUUCUUGAGAAUGUCAAGACUAUGCUUCGCCCAGGUGGUAAGCUAAUUCUCAUGGAGCCCACUGAGAAUCUUCCUCACUAUGGUCUUGUCUUUGGCUCUCUUGCUGGUUGGUGGGCGGGUGUUGACGAGGGCCGAACUCUUUCGCCCAUGCUUUCGCGCUCCCAGUGGAUCGAGACACUCUCAAAGAAUGGCUUCAUCAACAAUGGACCCAUCUUUGAGGAUUACCCUGUCGCUGAGGGCGGUUCCAUCCAUGUCUUCGUGUCUGAAGUCCCCGUCCCGGCCUCGACUGAAGCACCCCUGGAUGUUGACAUUGUAUCCUACUCUGGAGAGGCUACUUACACAGAUUUUGCUGAAAGGCUCCAGAAGAAUCUCUGGGAUCGCUCAGUUCAGUCUUGUAAUGUCUCCUCAUCUAUGUCUGGAGACAAGUUGAGCGUCAUCAUGCCCGACUUUGUCGAUCGUGUGGCCUGGGAUAUGGAUGGCCCACUCUUCGAGUCGCUCAGAUCUCGUGUCGCUGGCUCCAAGGUCAUCAUAUUCGUGAUGUGCACGGCCAAGUCAAAAGAGAAACGACCUAGUGGUGACUGGAUCUACGGUUUCGUCCGAUCGAUUCGCUAUGAGUACGCCUCUGUACGUCUAGUCACUCUUGAGCUCGAAAGCGGAUUAGAGGCUGGUGUUGACGCCCUCAAGACGAUCUUGAACAGUCCGACAGCUGACCUGAGCCUUCCCCUUGAGGAUAUUGAGCUUGAGUACAUGGAGAGGGAGGGUCAGAUAUUUGUUUCGCGUGUCCGUUCGGAGCCCAAAUUUGACAACUAUGUCAGCCGUGAUCUGGGCAGGGCUGGCUCUGAGGAGGCUCUAUUCCUUAACGAGAGGCCCAUGUCAGCGGAGCUAGGCGUUCCAGGUGUGCUUGACACUAUUCGCUGGGUGGACAACCCCGAGAUUACCGGACCGGUGGAUCCUGAUUGUGUGAGACUUCAACUCUGUGCCGCCAGUAUCAACUUCAAAGAUGUUCUAGUUGCCUCCGGUCAGCUUGAGGGCAUCACUCAGAUGCGCAAUGACUGCAGCGGUAUCGUGCUCGACGUUGGCGCCAACAUGACUGACAAGUUCAAGGUCGGCGAUCGUGUCUGCUCUCUCUAUUCACAGUCUUUCACGAACUAUCCCAUGGUUCAUGGCUUGUGCUGCCACGUGAUUCCCGAUGAUAUGGACUUUGCAGAUGCGGCUUCCAUACCCCUUGUGUGGAGCACUGUCUACUACUGCUUGAUCACCAUUGCGAGACUGCAGAAGGGUGAGAGUAUACUCAUCCACUCAGCUGCUGGGGCAGUCGGCCAAGCAUCCAUCAUGCUGGCGCAUCACAUUGGCGCCGAGGUAUUUGUUACAUGCGGCAACGAUGCCAAGGUGGAACUGCUCAACACUGAGUUUGGUAUUCCAAGGGAUCACAUCUUCUCCAGCCGUACAACCGUCUUCCGCGACAAAAUCCGCGCAAUGACCAACGGCAACGGAGUUGAUGUCGUCCUCAACUCCCUUGGGGGUGAAAUGUUCCGCGAGUCUUGCAACACCCUGGCAGCACAUGGUCGCUUCGUCGAGAUUGGCCGCAAGGAUCUUAUGGAGAACGCCCUCAUGCCCAUGGAGUUCUUGUUGAACAACAUCACUUUCUCCUAUGUCGACUUUGCGCACAUCCUUGCUACUAGGACAGCGCUGGCUAGCCAGCUUCUUGGAGAUGUAAUGAAACUCUUCGCUUCUGGAGCUGUGCAGCAUGUGCGGCAGAUCAAGUAUCCCAUUUCGGAAAUGGCAUCUGCUUUCCGUCUGGUCCAAGCUGGCAAGCACACUGGUAAAGUCAUUCUGACAGUGGAACCGGACGUCAAGGUUCAAGUCGUCCCAUCAAAGCCUUCGCCUGUUCAGCUCAAGCCAGACGCUACAUAUCUUGUAGUUGGAGGCUUGGGAGGUUUAGGCAAAAGGCUUGUUGACUGGACUGCAGAGAAGGGAGCACGCAAUAUUGUCAUCUUCUCCAGAACUGCUCAGCCUGACGCAGAUGCCCAGAGCUUUUUGGACAAACUCGUAUCUAUGGGGGUCACUGUCCGCGUGGAGAAAUGCGACGUGAGCUCAGAAGAAUCUGUGAUCGAAGCCUUGGCCAGGAUUCAAGAAACCAUGCCUCCGAUCCGUGGAUUGUUCCAGGCUGCUAUGGUUUUGCACGAUAUCUUGCUAGAGCACAUGACGGUUGAGGAGUGGUGCAAGGUCACCGCACCCAAGGUACAGGGCACAUGGAACCUACACAAGUACCUGCCUGAAGACAUGGACUUUUUCGUUAUGCUUUCUUCGGUAGUAUCUAUGGUUGGUACUGUUGGGGCAGGAAACUACGCUUCAGCAUGUGCCUUUCAGGAUGGUAUCGCUCGCUACCGCCGACGACUUGGCUUAACGGCCUACGCAGUCAACAUUGGUGCCAUCGUCGAAGCUGGCUAUGUCAGUGAGAACCCAGAAGUCGCUGUCAACCUUCGCAAGAACGGUCUUGGUAGCGUUGCCAUUUCUGAGUUUCUGUCUCAUCUCGGCGAUGUAAUCCAGAACAAGACAGAGUACAGCCAGUCGUCGCUCGGCAUUUUGCCCAACGGAAAUGAGCGAGGUCUUGGAGAAGCACGCUGGGCGAACGACAAGAGACUUGCUCAGAUCUUUGGAGCUGAGACCCAGGCUGGUAACAAGACUGUUGGCGGCGGUGCUGACAAUGUUGGCUUUGCGCUUCAGUCUGCUACAACAUUCCAAGAGGCUCAGGAUAUUAUCUGUGAUGCGAUUGUUAAGCAGCUGGCCACUAUCCUGGCUAUCCAGUCAGACGAUAUCAUUCCUGCUCGAAGUCUGGACUCGUAUGGUCUGGACUCGCUGGUCGGUGUUGAAUUGAGAAACUGGAUUGGUGCUUAUCUGCAAGUUAACCUCCCUCUGUUGGUCAUGUGGAAUACCAGCAGUAUCAAUGAGUUGGCUGAGAUCGUGACCAAGGGAUCGAGACUGGUCAAGGUUAAGGUAGAGGACACGGAGGAAGAACAGGUUGAUGUAGUGAAGGAUUAA
Messenger RNA from Fusarium graminearum PH-1, 7665 nucleotides. RefSeq lists its product as uncharacterized. The coding region runs from base 1 to 7665 and encodes 2554 amino acids. The transcript is spliced from 3 exons. NCBI's taxonomy places the organism in Eukaryota, Fungi, Ascomycota, Sordariomycetes, Hypocreales, Nectriaceae. Gene Ontology annotation, biological process: secondary metabolite biosynthetic process; fatty acid biosynthetic process. The record is from RefSeq and is a predicted model, not a curated record. Gene Ontology annotation, molecular function: phosphopantetheine binding; fatty acid synthase activity; oxidoreductase activity.